Messenger RNA from Dacryopinax primogenitus, 1435 nucleotides. Its product is annotated as mannose-1-phosphate guanyltransferase. The coding region runs from base 39 to 1268 and encodes 409 amino acids. The transcript has 5 exons. Gene Ontology annotation, cellular component: cytoplasm. Gene Ontology annotation, biological process: biosynthetic process. The record is from RefSeq and is a predicted model, not a curated record. Gene Ontology annotation, molecular function: transferase activity. NCBI's taxonomy places the organism in Eukaryota, Fungi, Basidiomycota, Dacrymycetes, Dacrymycetales, Dacrymycetaceae.
AUCUUUGCCUCUCUUCCUCAACAACGACCACCUGAACAAUGUCUGUCUCCUCAAAAGCUGUCGUCCUCAUCGGCGGUCCCUCCAAGGGUACCCGGAUGCGGCCGCUCACCCUGGACACCCCAAAGCCGCUCUUUCCCAUUGCCGGGCGACCCCUCAUGUGGCACCACAUUCGCGCUCUUUCCAUGGUCGCUGGAUUGACUGAGGUCUUUCUGAUUGGCUUUUACGAGGACGCCGUCUUUGCGCCAUUCCUCAAGGAUGUAUCGCGUGAAUUCAAGAACCUUUCCGUCAAGUACAUGAGGGAAUAUCAAGCCCUUGGCACUGCCGGCGGUCUCUACCACUUCCGUGAUACGAUUCUGCGGGGAAACCCUGGUCAGAUCUUCGUUUUGCACGUCGACAUCUGCUGCUCUUUUCCCUUGAAGGAGCUCCGCGAUUUCCACGGUACCCACCGUGGUCUUGUCUCAAUGCUCGGAGUACGAGUGCCGACGGAGACUGCACUGAAGUACGGUUGCAUCGUUCCUGACCCCAGGACAAAGCAAGUUCUGCACUACGUGGAGAAACCGGAAGGCUUCAUCUCGGACCUCAUCAACGGUGGUGUCUACCUCCUCGAAGCCCAGGGCUUCUUUGAGGCGAUUCGCGUAGCGAUGGUGCGCAAAUCACAACAACAAGCCGAAGACCCCUACAUGUACCAGGACGACCUCCUCCGCCUAGAACAGGACGUCAUUGUUCCGCUAUGCGACACGAAAAAGGUGUUUGUCUACGAGACGCCCGACUUUUGGAGGCAAAUCAAGUCAGCUGGUUCUGCAUUGCCUGCCACUGCGCUCUACCUGAACCAAUAUCACACAACGAAUCCGGAGAUGCUGGCAAAGCCCACCCCUAGCGGGCCAGAAAUUGUAGAACCCGUGCAUAUUGAUGCAACCGCUCAGGUUGAUCCAAGCGCCAAGAUCGGGCCUUCUGUGAGCAUCGGCCCUGGCGUUGUCAUUGGUGCUGGUGUUCGUGUCAAGGAGAGCAUAAUUCUAGACAAUGUGACCGUCGAAAAAAACGCAAUUGUUAGCAACUCCAUUAUUGCUGCUGACUGCCGCAUCGGGCCCUGGGCCCGCAUCGAAGGCGAGCCUCUGAAGCCAACUUCUGUUGAGGACAGCUCGACGAAGGAGACCAUAACCAUUCUCGCGAACAAUGUCAAUGUUGCAAGGGACGUGCUUGUGCGAUGCUGCAUCGUUCUCCCGCAGAAGACGCUUACCAGCAACUGCCACAAUGAAGUCCUUCUCUAAUUUUCUCUCCCCAGCCUGGCGCUGUGCAAGAGGGCCCAGUUCAGGAGAGCCGUCAUAGUCAGGACACUCGCUGCAAUGGCUUUCGCCAAUCCCUACUCCCCUAAUCCGCACAUGAUACCCAAAUGCAUAGAUUAUGCAAGUACGCCCCUAAUUUGUUAGAUUGACAU